AUGGGUCUAUUAAGAAGUGGUAACAUCCUUUCUUGGAACAAACUAAAAAAGACAAAAGAAAUUAUUAAAAACCGAGGAAUAGACCAAUUUUUUACGGUGUAUACACGAAAUAAAGACAAUGUAACACCAAAAAAGGCCUUUGGUAAAGAAUUAGAACUUAUAACUGUUAUUAAAACAGGAAAUAAAUACAAAUUAUAUUGUGGAAGUGAAAAAAUUAUAAGUAAAGUUGAAGAUAGUUCAGUGGAAUAUGCUAGAUACAUGGUAGAAAUAAACAAUUUAAUUCCAUAUGACGAUAAAACCAUUAAAUGUGUAGAAGAUGGGAUUAUUAAAGGGAUUUCAGACAUAGAAAAAAUAACGGAAGAUAAUGUUUCAAUUAUAAUGAUGCCUUGCUUCCCAUGUAUGAAUUUUCAAUAUUUUUAUGACUUAGUACCUCUAACCGAUGAUAUAACCCUUUCAUUAAAUUUUCCUGAUAAUGCCAUAACACAACAUAAAAGAUUUGAGUCGUUUACUAAAAAUAUUCGGAACAGGCGAGGGAAGAAACCGGAAGGAUACAUUGAAGUUAUGGAUGAUAUAAAUACGAAAUUUGAUGAAUAUAAUAAAUAUAUACACAUAGAUUCAAUGGGCCAAGGUAUGGGUUGUUGUGGUCUGCAAGUUACGAUGCAAGGUAAAACAAUAGCUGAAGCUAGAUAUGUAUACGAUAUGAUGGGAAUACUUGGACCAUUAUUGCUAAGAUUAACUAGAGGAACGCCUUGUGCCAACGGUAAAUUAUUAAAAACUGAGACUAGAUGGGAAAUGUUAGAAAUGAGUGUUGAUUGUAGAAAAACGGAGGAAAGGGGAAGUGAAUGCAUGUAUUCAAAUAAAUAUAAAGAAUAUCCAUAUUCUAAAAAGAUUCCAAAAAGCAGGUGUUCUCCAUUUGAUUUAUUUAUUUCUAAUGACGCUAGAAAUUUAGACAAGUACAACGAUACAAAUCCACCGAUCCACGUGCCGAUUUUUAAUAAAUUAAUAAAGAAAGGUGUUGAUGAAAAAUUGUCGCGACAUGUAGCAUCUUUAUUUAUUCGCGAUCCUAUAGUCUCAUAUGACGAAACAGAUGAAAGCACAUUUGACGAUUUUGAAAACAUACAAAGUUCAAAUUGGAGAUCUGUAAGGUUUAAAGUACCAACAGAAAGUUCUGAUAAAGAUUUAAGAGGAUGGAAAGUUGAAGUUCGUCCUAUGGAAAUGCAAGCAACUCCCUUUGAAAAUGCAGCAUUUAUAUAUUUUACAUAUUUAACUGUACAGGCUAUUCUUCAGUACAAUUUAAAUUUUUAUAUUCCUGUUUCAAAAGUAGACACAAAUUUUAUACGUGCGAAUCAUUUUAUUCGGAAGGCAUCCGACUAUAAAUUUAAAUUGAGUGAAGAUGAGCAGAAAUUUUGGUAUAGAUCCAAUUUUGACUCAAAUGAAGAAGCGCAAAUUUGUGAAGGUACAAUAAAAGACAUUUUUAUUGGAAGUGAAUCAGAAAAAGGUAUUUUGUACUAUAUAUACAAAGUUAUAGAUGAAAAUUUUUUUGAUCACAGAGAUUUUUUACUAGAAUACAUAAAAUUUAUAGAAGAUAAAAUUAACAAUAAAUAUCUUUCAUAUGGUGACUGGAUUAGAAAAUUUAUUAUUAAUCACACAGACUAUAAACAAGACAGUAAAAUUUCAGACAAGAUUUUACAAGAUCUUAUAGAAAGAAUAAUAAAUAUUAGAAAAGAAAACAAUUUAGACUAUUUAAAAAACAUAUAA
Molecule: messenger RNA, 1758 nt
Organism: Vairimorpha ceranae
Lineage: Eukaryota; Fungi; Microsporidia; Nosematidae
Product: glutamate--cysteine ligase catalytic subunit isoform 1
Exons: 1
Coding region: 1-1758 (585 amino acids)
Biological process (GO): glutathione biosynthetic process
Molecular function (GO): glutamate-cysteine ligase activity
Source: RefSeq, a predicted model, not a curated record